Linepithema humile (Argentine ant) is the source of this 3501-nucleotide messenger RNA. RefSeq names its product protein vestigial-like (gene vg). Lineage: Eukaryota; Metazoa; Arthropoda; Insecta; Hymenoptera; Formicidae. Gene Ontology annotation, cellular component: nucleus. The record is from RefSeq and is a predicted model, not a curated record. Gene Ontology annotation, biological process: regulation of transcription by RNA polymerase II.
UGGUAGUGGCAGACCAAGUGCGAUUGGCCCUGACGAUCGGGUGCGGCGAUUGGCCGACGCCGGCACUGCCAGGAGGCGGAUCCUGCCGCUACGAGUCUGGCGGGGUGGCGGUAAAGGGAAAGAGGAUACGAGCGGCUGACGCCGCUCGCUCGAAAACGGCUCGCGACGGCGGGACUGGGACGGCUUUAGAAAAAGACAGCGAGAGAUUCUAGGGAGAGAGGGUGACACACGGUGUCGCGCCCGGAGGGUUUCAGUCUGUGUUCACCCAUGAGAGACACACCACUAGCGGCGACACGCUCCGCUCACCUUGCGAGGGUGAGAGCUCGCUUUUCGCUCGUCGACUGGCCUCGUUCCUCGUUCUUCGCGGGAACCACCUGUAUUUCGCGUUGAAUCCCCGGACGAAUUGCGAAUUUUACCGCUUGCCGAAAAUAGACCGGAUUGACGGGAUCGCUGCUACUUGGUUGGAGCAAAAUAGUGAGGCAAAUCGCGCGUGUCGUCCAGGACCGCAGGUGGUCCUACGUGAGAGAUGAAGUAUCGAGGACGGUGACAGUUUUUGUCAUUAAAAUCUUGAAGUAAAGUAUCGAUGAAAUUGAUGAGCAAGAAAAAUCAGACGUACGAUCGAUUUGACCAAGACAGUAGACUGUGUUGACAAACAAUAAUUGUGAACAAUUGAAAUUUGUUGAGUCCGAAAUUACGGAGCACGUUGUGCAAGAUAAAUCUUCACAAGUGAUUCUACAGGACAAAGUAGCGAAAUGUCAAAAUCGGUGAUAAUUGAAGUGUUGGAAAAUUUUUGACGAUUUCUAAGAGGAAAAGUUUCAGGAACAGUCAUUUUAAUAGAGAGAAUUUUACAAGGAUUUAUUAUUAAUGAAGAAUCCUGAAAAAAGAAAACAGAAGUUUCAAAAAUGAAAUUAUAGAUAGGAAAAUGUUGUAAGAAUUUUAUCAGCCGCUACUAGAAGCUUUCACUUUGUCCUUCGUGAGCUGAAAAUAUGUCGCAAUUCAACAUACUCAGCUGAUGACAACUAUCCGAGUCCUUUUGUAUUCGCACGACGUACUCGCCAAGGAAAAAGGAAGAAGAGCAAUCGAUUGUGGAAUUUCCUACGUCGCCUCAAUAUAUCGAAAAAUUAUCUGUGUGUACAUUUGUGAUUUAUCGUUCAGUGAUUCUUAAGAAAUAAGGAGAAACGAAUAGGACUGUUUAUUAUUAUUUGAUACAGGUACAUUUUACCGUAAUUUAGUGGAUGUGACUAAAAUUGUGUUUAAACAUAAUUGACAAAAAGAUCCUGCUGCGAUCAACUGGAAUGUUUAAUCCUUUGCAAUUAUCUCUUCCUUCGCGAAAGACGCAUAAAGCAUUUAUGUUUAUGCAACACUGAGGCAUUAAACAUUUCUUAAUAAUAAUACAAUUAAACAACGUAAAUCGCAACUGAUUUGAGCAAAAUAUCUUAGGCGCAAUAUCGAAACUAAUGAUACUGCUUCGUACAUAAAUUACUCUUGUGUUAAUUUAUGUAAUGUUGAUUUGAGUCGCGUAAAUUUUGGAUCAAAGACUGUUGAUUAUAAUAUGUCAUCUAAUUUUUUAUAAACGACAUAAUACCAUUGAUCGCAACGCGUUAACAUUUUAGAUAUCAUAAAGAAUUUAAUUAUUUAAAUUAAUCUUGAGUUAUCGAAGAGAAGGUGAAAGUAUUUCCAAGAAGCGUCAGAACUAUCGACUACGCGUACAUCGAACUACCUCACUGCGCUAUAAAAUGGACCGUUAUUUCCACUGCCGAAUUCAGUGAUUUUGGAUGAUCCUGAACGUUUGAGCCGAUCGUGGUGCAUCAUUGACGGAAGUGGAGGGCCAGUUAAAGGGUGGUGUUGUUCGGAAGGGUGGUGCGACGUUCGGGUACGCAAGUCUGCAGGCCAGCUCUGGGGUGCCGGGCCCGGGCGGGGUAAUGAGCUGCUCCGAUGUGAUGUAUCAAUAUUAUCCUUACCUUUACCAAACCCACCGGCCACCGCCGCCGCAUCCGACGCAUCCCCAUGCGGCCCCGCACAGCCACCCUCACGCUAAUCCACACGCGGCCCACCACAGUCCAGCCAGGCCGGCGCCCUUUCAGCCCUUCCCGGCGGCUACGGCGACGCAUCAGUAUGACAGGCUGAACGUUCAUCAAAGGUCUUUGGAGGCAGCCGGUAUCGAGCUUUGCGGCGCCGGCGGAAGCGUUCCUCAAGGUCAGCCAAGCAGCGCGGGUUCCGUAGGGUCCGCACCGAGUCCUGCAUCCCCAAGGCCAACGCCGCAGUCGCGACCACCCGUCGCAACCACCACCUCGCAACCCUCGCGGACGCUGGAUGACGACAGAUCGACAGACGGCGUCGGCGCUGCUAAUACCACUGAAGACUCCGACGAUGGCGAGAGCAGGGCGCAGUACGUUAACGCGAAUUGCGUCGUCUUCACGCAUUAUCGAGGCGACGCGGCGUCGGAAGUGGAGGAACAUUUUCAGAGAGCCCUCGCUCACGAUAAGUUAAAAGAAAAUAUCUCUCCCAUGUCCAUGAGGAACUUCCCUCCUUCCUUUUGGAAUAGUCAGCAUCCCGGUGAUGUCUACGACUAUCCGACGGAUCCGUGGCAUCCGCAUUACCCGCAGUAUCACCACAGAGUUCACGAGUACCAUCAUCACAAUAUGGCGGCGAGCGCCUACGGUGGUCUUCUGCUGGGUGGUGCACGCGGCCUUAGCCAUCACACGUCUCACCACGCAGCGCAUCACGCGCACGCCGCGGCAACCUACAAGGAGUGGACGUCGGCGACGCCGUCGCAGUCCCUCGUCGACGCUUCCUCGGCGCCGCCCUAUCCACAUAGCCACUACGCACCCCUCUCCGGUAAGACUCGAGUCUCAAGUGCAGGACUCCAAAGACCUCUACUGGUUCUAGGAUCGAGCGCUGGAGAUCGCCAGGAGACGAUCUAGGCGAAAUAGUUUCCUCACAUUCAGAGGACGACUGACCGACUGUGUUUCGAUUAGCGAGAAAAUUCAGUGAUGCGAUAUAGAUGAUAAACAUGCGGAAAUAAAAAUAAAGAAACGAGAACUUUGUUGAGGAAAAAUGAUGACCGAGCGUUCGUCAUUGUCGUGUACAUAGUGUUACCUACGUCUUUUAAGGAUCUACUAUUAUAAAAACAGAUAAGUAUAUUAAACGAAUACUUGCGCGCACUAUUACCUUUAUAGUGACUGCUGUCUGAUAUUAAAAAAGAGAUCGGCCGUGAGACUGCGAUCGAGACUCGUGUUUGGCGGGUACAAUAGCGUAGUGCGAUUUAGACCGUCAUGGCACACCUAAAUUUUCCAAAUAAUUAAUACUGUGUCCUCGAUUGUUUUUCUACUAUACGUUAACUUUGAAUUUAUUUUCCAAAAAUUGGCCAUAAAUAAGGACAAGCUAUAUGCAUAUGUAACAAUUGAUUUUAGAGCACGAAAGAUUUGAUUCAAAAUUAGUAAGUAAUUAUUUGGUAAAUUUAGCUGCCGAUUUAUAAGUAAAGUAUUUAUUGACCAAUGA